Pyrgilauda ruficollis (rufous-necked snowfinch) is the source of this 676-nucleotide messenger RNA. RefSeq names its product prolyl-tRNA synthetase associated domain-containing protein 1-like. The record is from RefSeq and is a predicted model, not a curated record. Gene Ontology annotation, molecular function: aminoacyl-tRNA deacylase activity. The transcript has 2 exons. Bases 39 to 557 code for a protein of 172 amino acids. NCBI's taxonomy places the organism in Eukaryota, Metazoa, Chordata, Aves, Passeriformes, Passeridae.
GCCGGGGCGGGAGCGGGGCCGGGCCAGGGCGGGCAGCGAUGGCGGCCGAGCUGCGGGAGGCGCUGGAGCAGCGGCUGCGGGACCUGGGCAUCGCCACCGUCACCGCCGAGCACCCGCAGGUGUUCACUGUUGAGGAAAUGAUGCCCCACGUCCAACACAUGAAAGGAGGUCACAGUAAAAACCUGUUUCUUAAAGACAAAAAGAAGAAAGGGUUCUGGCUGGUGACCGUCCUGCACAACAGGCAGGUCAACCUGAACGAACUUGGUAAAAAACUGGGCGUUGGAAGUGGAAACCUAAGAUUUGCUGACGAGAACGCCAUGCUGGAGAAGCUCAGAGUGGGUCAGGGCUGUGCCACGCCGCUCGCCCUCUUCUGUGACCAGGGAGAUGUGAGGCUGGUGCUGGACGCUGCCUUGCUCGAAGGAGGCCAUGAAAAGGUGUAUUUUCAUCCAAUGACAAAUUCUGCAACCAUGGGCUUAAGCCCCGACGACUUCCUGAAGUUUGUGAGAUCAACAGGCCACGAUCCCGUCAUCGUACACUUCGAUGAAGACAUUAAGUAAAGGAAGUUCAUUUUUCUACUGCUACUCGUAGAUUUUUGUAGAGCAAAACUGGUGAAAAAUCUCAUUACAAAUAAAACUUGAAAAAAAAUGGCUUACUCCUUUUUCAUUUGUAUCACUUA